Molecule: messenger RNA, 981 nt
Organism: Gossypium raimondii (Peruvian cotton)
Lineage: Eukaryota; Viridiplantae; Streptophyta; Magnoliopsida; Malvales; Malvaceae
Exons: 1
Coding region: 1-981 (326 amino acids)
Molecular function (GO): nucleic acid binding; RNA-DNA hybrid ribonuclease activity
Source: RefSeq, a predicted model, not a curated record
AUGGGAUACGGCCCUCACAGGUUCUUCUGGAAAGCCAUAUGGAAGCUCGACACCCUACCAAAGAUCCGGGUUUUUACGUGGAGGGUGGGGCAUGAAAUUCUCCCUACGAACUGCAAGAUAGCCACUAUCAGACAGGGGUUUGACAAAGGAUGUCCGAGAUGUGGAGCAGAAACUGAAACACUGUUACAUGCGUUGAAAGAUUGCCCGACUUCGAGAGCUGUUCUUUCGAUAAGGGGAUGGUCCAGGAUCUUUAUCUCCAAGAAUUACGAUCGGUGUAUAGAUUGGCUGGAAGACUUGAUGCGGGUCCUUGAUAAAAGAGCUAUGGACGAUUUGAUGACAACUCUAUGGAAUUGCUGGAACAACAGAAAUAACUAUAUACUCAGGGGAAAAAAAGAGGAGGCUAAGCAGAUAUGGGAAAGAGCCAGCAAUCUGAACAGAGAAUUUCGAAUAUGCAACAUGAUGAAUGAACCAUUACUUUCACAGAAUAUCGUGGUCAAAAGGUGGAAAAAACCUCCAAAGGAUGUCAUUAAAAUAAAUUUUGAUGCUACAGUCGGUGAAAACAGUACUGGGUAUGGGAUGGUUAUAAGAGAUGAAGACGGAUUUGUUUUAGGUGGCGGGGGAGGCUUCAAAGAAGGAAGGCGAUCGGUGGAACAGGCCGAAUGCAUGGCUUUUGAAGAAAGCAUUAAAUUGGCGUGUAGUUUAAAUAUAAAGGACCAUGUUUUGUUUGAGACAGAUCACGUGGGACUGGUCAACAGAUUGAAUAAUUCAGCCAAUGACAUCACCACGAUAGGCGCACGGAUCAAGGACUGUACUGCUGCUUUUAAUUUCUUUAAAUCAGCCAGCUUAAUUUGGACCGAACGGUCUUGUAAUACUGUAGCGCAUUUGGUUUGUAAAAAAAUGUACAGUGAGGCUAAAAAUUGUUUGUUUGGAAUGGAUUAUCCUUCGGAAAUCCACGAUGCUGUAAUUAGUGAUGUUUCUUAA